Molecule: messenger RNA, 2983 nt
Organism: Gaeumannomyces tritici R3-111a-1
Lineage: Eukaryota; Fungi; Ascomycota; Sordariomycetes; Magnaporthales; Magnaporthaceae
Exons: 4
Coding region: 1035-2732 (565 amino acids)
Biological process (GO): regulation of DNA-templated transcription
Molecular function (GO): DNA-binding transcription factor activity, RNA polymerase II-specific; zinc ion binding
Source: RefSeq, a predicted model, not a curated record
CAGGCACAGAGUUGGAAGCCCUUUUUUCCCAGCUGGGCACUUUCCAGCGGGCCAAGGUGAAAGUCCUUCUUCGGGGGUGGCGACGUAGCCCAACCUUGCAGCCGAUCUGCGGGUGGAACGAGACCUAGAGGGGGAAAAAAAGGAACGAGUCAAACAUCAAAUCCCCUCCCAUGCAGGACUUCAGUUGGGUUGGGACCUCAGGUAUAUCCAUCCGGGCGCCAGCCGCAGCACCACAGAAAGAGGGGACAGCUGGGGAGAAGAGCCGCCAGACCGGGCCCGACGAAACACGCACGCGCGGAUCGACCGGACAGUGGGCCGUGGGCCUGACGUGACCGGAUCGGGGCUUUGAGCUCCCUGCCGUUACUGGCUGCUUUGUUGUUUUAUUGCUGUUAUUGCCCUUGUUAGCUAGCUUAUUUGCUGGGGUAGCACCCACGAUCAACAACAGCUGAGUCGGGUCGACGUCGGCCUCCUUUUUAUCGACUGAUGCCCGCACCCGUGUCUGCCUGCAGCCACCGACCACCACCAUCCACCAACACCACCACCACCGUCCCUCCCCCAGUCCGAGUUGUCCAACGACGCACCGCAGGACAGCAAACCCCCUGACCGACUGGCUGGAUGCAGACGCCGCCCACGUACCGAUCCGCUCCCGCACACCGCUGCUUUACCUGCCAUAACCACGGCCGCCACCCUGCUGGAUGCCUUACAUUGCUCUCCAUGGCCAUAACCGCUCGUCACCCACGAUCUGAUUGCCCCUUUCGACCCAGUACCUCGAUCCCACGCCGUCCGUCCUUGGCAACCACCUCGUCGCGCCCGUGAUUUUGCCCUUUCAUUCGCCAGCCCGCCUGUGCCCGUGGGAACAAAGCUCCCGUUCUGACUUGUCGCCGUCGCUCCAGGGGCUGCGCGGUUCCUCUGCCGCGCCGAAGCACCACUCACGGAGCCGCCACGGGCUCGCCACCGCCCCUGUCGUCUCCCCACUCCCCCAUCUCCGUUCUGAUCUACUGGUCUCUCGGGUGGCCAACCGAGCCAUUCACAACAUGGUUUACUGCGGCAAGGCAUCACAGGGCUGCCAGAACUGCCGUACCAGGAGAAUCAAGUGCGACAAGCUCAAGCCCGAAUGCUCCCAAUGCGUCCGUGUGGGGAAGAAGUGCCCGGGCUACCGGGACCAGCUGUCGCUCAUGUUCCGGGAUGAGAGCAGCAAGGUCAUGCAGAAGGCGCACGCCCAGUGGGGUGUCGAGGCUGCCGAGUCCUCCGGGUUUUCUUCCUCCUCGGACUCGCCGUCGCCGCCAUCGUCCAACAGCUCCGUCGCCCUGUCGCCCGUGUCGGCGAGGAGUCAACCGAGCCCGCCGGCGAGGUCGGCACGAGCGGCUGCUGCGGCGGCGAGGAGAACGACCUCGCCCGUCGGCGCCGCGCCCUCACCCACCGCUCAUCACCUGGAGCCCAGCUGGCAAGACAAGGGCAUCAAAUUCUUCGUCGAUCACUUCGUCAUCGGCCUCCCCGACGAGGCUGUCGAUGCCCAAUCUCUCAGCCACGAGAACUGGGUUUUCGACAGAAGCAUGCAGAACACCAUGGCAGCUGUCGGCCUGGCUGGCAUGGGGAACCUCCGAAACGACAAACAGCUCAUGAGCAACGCCCACUCCAUGUAUGGAGCCGCCCUGCGCGACACGGGAAGGGCUCUCGCUGGAGGCAAUGGCGUGUCGUAUAAUUUCAUGAUACGGAGUGUGCUUAUGUUGGCCAUGUUCGAUAUUGUAAAUGGCACCGACCCGAGGGCAAGCUCGGGAGCCCAAACACAUAUAACCGGGGCUGCGUCGUUAUUACGAAGCUUCAUCCCUAUACAGAGUACAGGCACCAGGGGGACAAUGGGCCUGCUGCAGUUAUGCUUAUCGCUGUUGUUGGCCUGUGUGGUCGACUGUACUUCUUUACCGGGCCCCUUUUCCGACUGGGUGACGGUGUCGUGCAGGACGGUACCGGACGAGGAGUGGCCCGCGACAGAGCUUGUCCUCAUGAUGGUGCGGUUAGUAAACCUCACCUCGGGCCUUCGCAUGAGCGGGGUUGCCGACGGCGACGAGGCAGCGGCGGUGCUGGAGCAGCUCCUGUCGCUCGAGGACCAGAUGGCGUCGUGGGAGGCACGCAUCGGGGGCAAGUGGGCCUUUUCGACGCUCCACGGCGACUUCCCGCCGCAGGCCUGUUUCCAGGGCCAGUACCACGUCUACACGGACAACUGGACGGCGCGCGUGUGGAACUUUUACCGCUGGGCCCGGCUGAUGGUGUGCUCGGCGCUGCUGGACCUGCUGGCUGGCAUGCCACCGGGGGCGACGGCCGCGCACCGGGCCGCGCGCGAGCCGGCGCUGCGGGCCAUGUCGCUGCGGCUCGCGCGGGACACGCUCGUCAGCGUGCCGACGCACUGGAGGCACCCGAGCAUGGACGCGGCCCAGCGCGCGCGCGUGCGCUGCGCCGGUGGCGCCGGCACGGGCGCCGUCGGCGUCCCCGGCCUGCUCUUCCACGUCGACGUGGCCGCCUCGGCCCGCGGCGUGCCCCGCGAGUGGGCCGACUGGGCCCUCGGCCUGCUCGACUCGGUCUGGGCCGACAUGGGCAUGGUGCACGCCCGCAGGAUCUCGGACGGCCUGCGCGACCGCCUCGACCGCCGCGCGGACGGCCGCCCCGGCGCCAGGCCGCCGCCCGCCGGGGUCAAGAUUGUGGUGAGGCCCCUGGUCAAGAUCGAGUCCGAGGGGUGAAGGAAGGGAAUUGGGUGGGGGGUUGAUCAAAGAACUGAGGUUGUUGUGCGGGGGUGUUCUCUUGUUUUCUUCUACCAUCUAUUCACUUUGUAUUAUAAGCAGCAUGGGAAGGAUAUGUUGCAUUUUUGUCUUUGGUCAAAUCUAUUGAACACUUCGAGGCUUGUAGAGAUAGUUUAAAAUGCCAAGGCCGGCAGGGUGUGUUUAUAGCAAUAGGGAGGAUCGAAACGAACGGAGAUUUUAGCUUUUCCCCG